Molecule: messenger RNA, 4518 nt
Organism: Trichoplusia ni (cabbage looper)
Lineage: Eukaryota; Metazoa; Arthropoda; Insecta; Lepidoptera; Noctuidae
Exons: 12
Coding region: 354-3683 (1109 amino acids)
Biological process (GO): SCF-dependent proteasomal ubiquitin-dependent protein catabolic process
Cellular component (GO): SCF ubiquitin ligase complex
Molecular function (GO): protein binding
Source: RefSeq, a predicted model, not a curated record
UUUAGAGUGGUAAAACCGUAAACGGGCUUCAACUUUAUUGAUUUUACAAACAUCACUAGGUCCGAAAGAUUUCUAUGUUUUAUGCUUAAACAUCUCUAUUCUCUGAGCUAUCUGUGGUGUUUUGACUCCUCUUGUCAGGGGUUGUUUUCGGUACCUAUUCGAGAUAUCCAAUUUUUUUUGGAAGCGGUCCAAAUAUACAAAAAUCCUGUAUGUUUAUGUGUUUGUGCUGUUUUAAUCCUUGUUUAUUCCUGUAACUCUUUGUUCGUGUCGUUUGCGUUGUGUGAGACACUUCAAUGUGAAUCGAUUAAUAAACAUUGUGUGUUUUGGUUUUGCGAUUCGCGUUUGCAAGCAAAAUGGGGACUGCUAAACCGGAGGAGGAGAUAAAACAAGAUUUAAAUGAUAGUGGGUGCGUGCAAGACGCAUCCAUGGCCGAGUCCUACCGCGGCCAGGCGGGCAUCUUGGACCUCUCCGACGAUGUUCUCCUCUACCUGCUCAGCUUCUGCUCACCGAUGGACCUCAAGGCUUUGGGCCACACCUGCACUCGCCUCGCCCGCCUCAUGGCUGACCGGACCCUCUGGCAGCGCGUCGACGCCCGCAGCUGUCCCAUGGGAAGUGACCGCCUCCGCUGGUUCCUCAGACACUGCUUCUCUGCAGCCACCACCGAGUUAGCCAUCACCGGAUACGCUAAUAGGGAGAGCAGGUGCCUCGGUAUCCAAGAUCUGAGCUAUUCUCAGGACAACGAACCUCUGUCGCGUGGUCGAGGUUCGAGUUCCGGUGGUGUCGACGUGGAACACUUCCUCCUGCGUAUGUGGUACCCGCAUUUACCGCGCUACGCAGUCAGCCCUCGUUGGCCGGACAAGGAGGAGGCGGCGAACCACGUCCGUCUCCAAAAUUUCCUGAACAGUGGUGGCCGUGACGACCACGACUACUUGGUUCGGGAUCCGCAAGCGAAUCGGAACUAUAACGAUAUGGAAGUCGAUCCUGAUGGAAACUCUGGUGACCAUCGUGAUCGCAGCAUAGAUCUGUCCAAACCCAAAAAUAAUUCUGGACAGCCGGGACCCUCGAGGAAGAAUCCCGACCGGGAACGGAACCCGGACUGUUCCGGUCCCUGUUUCACCUUCAACGCGAAGCUCAUGAGGGAGCUGAGCAAGAAAUGCAACCAGCUGACCAGCUUGUUUCUGGAGUAUUGCAACAUUGAUUAUAAAGUGACCAACAUCCGGUACUUCCCUCCGAUGCUGAAGAAGCUCUCCCUCCGCGGGACUCGCUGCUACAAUCUACCACUGAACAUGUCAUACCUGUGCAAGAUACAGGAUCAGCUGCCCAAGUUAGAGUAUCUGGACGUGUCUGAGUGCGAGUGGUUUGAACCGGCGUCGCUGAUGCCUCUCAGCAAGCUGCCGGUCCUCAAAGAGUUGUACAUGAAGGACUGCGUCCGUCUCACAGAGUGUGUCGCCUACGCCAGUCUCGCAACACGAUAUGGUUUCAGACAGCUGAGGGUCUUAGAUGUGAGAGGUUCUCCUAUAUCGGAUUCGGAGAUAUCGGCCGUGGGCUGGCUUCCUCUUCUCGAGGAGUUGUACUGCGCCCCCGGAGACGACUACCGGAGUACGUCGGAGCAUGCCCACGCGUGGGCUGAGGACCUGCAGCCGCGGGACCAGCUCGAAACCUGGGAGACUGAGGAGCCGGAGUACUUCAGGAACAAGACCCCGGAGCCCGAGGAGGAGGAGGAUGAGAUUAGGCCGGAGCCGCGCCAAGCCGAGGAGAGCGCGGCCUCCGCCCCCUGGUGGUCGCACGAGAGGAGGAUCAUAGUCAUCCAACCGAACAACGACGAGGAAGACGACAGUCCAGCCACGGUCCGCCUCCGUACCCUCGGCUUGCAGGUCGAGCCCGGUCCAUCCGGGGCCAACCCCGCGGGGCCCAACCCCAACCCCGGCCCGUCGGGGGCCAAGCGCCACAACACCGACAACGGCUUAGACUUAGUCAAACGGCCACGACUCGAUGAGGAACAAGAGCAAGUAGAAAUAGUUAUCGAGAGGCCACCUUUAUCCGCUGAAGAUUGUCCCAGGCUGAACAGAAUCCAGGUCACUAAUAGGCCUGUUAUGUACGGAGGAGCUGAGCCCGAUAGGCCGCAAGGAGAGGCCAAUCCUAGUCCGAGUCCUGCGCCUAGUGAUGCAACCAGUAACGCGCCAAGUUUGUCUAGAGCCGCCCGCAGAAAUGAGUGGCUAGGACCUAUCGCUUCGUCAUCCCGGUCAACUUCAGCCCAACCUGUUACUAGGCAAGGCCUCUGCCUGACUCCCAGCAUGUGUGGAAAAAUAUAUCCGCAUAUGGCCAGCCUUUCUCCAGAACCGGAUCUACCAGAUGAAAAUAACGACGCACCUAUUCAUGAUAGCGGUGCAAGUUCUCAGGCUGUCGAGCCUCAGGCCAGUCUACCCGAGGCUGAAGGCCAGGCUGAGGCAGAGCCUCAACCAGCACCAUCAUCAUCUGAUGAAAGUGCCUCCCGCGGGGUCAAUGUCACCGUCGCUGUGAAACUGCCCCCAGUGACAGUCACUUUCAAUCCAGUAAGGGACGUUAACGUGACAGUGGAAGUUGCCCCCGAAGCCAAUGGGGCCAACGGGGCCAACGGGGCCAACGGGGCCAACAAAGCCAACGGGGCCAACGAAGCCAACGAAGCCAACGGGGCCAACGAAGCCAACGGGGCCAACGAAGCCAACGAAGCCAACGGGGCCAACGAAGCCAUUGAUGACGAUGACGAUAGUGAGAACGGAGAACUGGAGCUGGUGCCAAUCGUGGCCCCACCCCCGCCGGGGCAUGUGCACAUUAUCAACCCAAGACCUACCUUCUACAACCCAAGCCUAUUUAGGCGACGAGUGGUUAACGGCAAUCAUUAUCAGCCUCAUGUUCACAUUCCGAUUAUGCCACCCCAACAGAUACCUGCGCCUCCAGGACAACAGCAACCGCUACAACCGGUUAUAAUUGCUCAUGCGCCAGAAAAUGAAUCGAGGAACGGUCCGCAUAUCUAUGCCCCAUACGUGAACGGGCCCCAAGCGGUCAUUAUACCUGGUAACGUGCCCCCGAUCAACGCUGGCCCCCAAGCCCACCUGCUCAUGCAACCGAACCGCAUAAGGCAGCUCCCUUACGUCGGCGGCGUGCCUCAUUUGGCCCAUUUGCCCCCACUCCGCAACAGACAAAUACCCGAAGAAGUCCCCGAUGGCGAAAUAAUUCAAGAUAUAUUCAACGAAUUCGAUGGCAACGCUCGAAACGACGUCAUAAGACCCCGUUUCGUCCGUUUUCGACGGAAUCACAUGCCGAAUCACAUGCACGUUGAUCUAGACAUCCACCAUCAGAUGCCAGUUCACCAGACGAACUCGCAUUUAGUGACCGAUUCGGCGAUUUUACGUUUCGGCCGGGCCGAUAACGAUGAUAUUAAUUACGUUCAUAUUGCUCGCGUUGUCGACGGAGCUAGCGAUCAGGGUAACCGCCCUGAUAGGUCGAAUUUACGGGUUUUGUCCGUGACUGGGUACAGGAACAUCACUAAUAGGUCCUUGCAGCAUCUGGCUACAGCUGCCCCUCACUUAAGGAUGAUAGAUUUUUCUGAAACGUCGGUCACUCAAAGCGGUGUUGAUAUGUUUAAGGCUAUCCGGCCUAACUGUGAGGUGGUUUUCAGUGAAUACACAGGCAGACGGCGUUAGGUUUCUUUCAAGAUUUUCAGUGAUAUUUUUUUUUGUGUUUUUUUGAACGAUUUUCGGGUUGGUGUGUUUGAAUUUUUAUUGCCUUUUCAUUUAUUGAAUCAGACUCGGUCCUUAUUAAACACUUAAGUUUUACACUGGGAUAAAUUACCUUGUAAUAAUUCGUAAUCCGAAUGUUGGUGAGUUUUUGAUCUUUAACUUUCAUAGUGCGAUGAGGAUAUUACUAUAUACUACUGCUACUUUGGGUAAGCCUCGCUUACCGCGGUCAGUUUGUGGAUUGGUCAACGUUUUGAAAAGUACGCACAUUUCUGCGUUCAUAUGGUAUCUUUCUACGCUAUGUAUUAUCAAAUCUGAAAAGAAAAACGAAAGUUACAAAAUUUCUGCCUAAAAUCGACUGAAAAAAAAGAUAACCAUUACCGAAAAUCGAUCAAAAAAUACAAUAAAAAAACCGUAACUACAUUUUUAGUUCCGGUUUUUAAUUUAAGCGUCGUUUAGUUACGGUUUUUAGUUUUGAUGCCCACUUUAACAGCUGUUACUGUAAAGGGAUUUUGUUUUGGGUUUUAUUAUUAUUAUUUAUUUUACAUUUACGCGCAACGAUCGACUCUUACAAAAGGUAUUAAAAUUUUAAAUAAUUUGCAAGACUUAUUCGGUUUUUGGGAAGUUGUUGAACAUAUGUUGACAGAUCAGCUGAUUUUGCUGGUGACAGCUGUGUUUUACACGCUGUCAAUACAAACAUUUGACAAAAUAACUAAUGAUUGGUUCAACAGCUUUCAAGAAACUUAUUUACAUAAAUUAAUUGGUAUAUUAAUUUUAACUUAACCUAAAAAUCAUUUUUAUU